Cladophialophora psammophila CBS 110553 is the source of this 1317-nucleotide messenger RNA. RefSeq lists its product as uncharacterized. Gene Ontology annotation, biological process: exocytosis; piecemeal microautophagy of the nucleus; maintenance of cell polarity. Lineage: Eukaryota; Fungi; Ascomycota; Eurotiomycetes; Chaetothyriales; Herpotrichiellaceae. The coding region runs from base 1 to 1317 and encodes 438 amino acids. The record is from RefSeq and is a predicted model, not a curated record. Gene Ontology annotation, cellular component: membrane; cytosol; intracellular membrane-bounded organelle. The transcript has 2 exons. Gene Ontology annotation, molecular function: oxysterol binding.
AUGCCUGAGGUCGAAGGUGGCGCCGUGCCAAAUCAAAGCAAGGGAUCGUGGUCUUCUUUCCUCAAGUCGAUUGCCUCUUUCAACGGCGACUUGUCCUCGCUGACUGCCCCGGCUUUCAUUCUCUCUACCCAAUCGCUCGUCGAAUUCUCUGCGUACUGGGCUGAAAACACGUCGUUAUUCAUUGCGCCGACUCAAGAGAAGGACCCUGCUAGACGCGCUCUCCUGGUGCUGAAGUGGUUGCUAAACACGCUCAAACAACAGUAUAGUUCUCGUUCAGAAAAACUUGGGUCAGAGAAGAAGCCACUUAAUCCAUUCCUUGGAGAAUUGUUCUUGGGAAAAUGGGGCGACGAAUUCGCCGAGACAACGCUGGUCUCGGAGCAAGUCAGUCACCAUCCUCCAGUAACGGCCUACUGCAUCACCAAUGAAAAGCACCGCAUUCGACUGCAAGGCUACAACGGACAAAAGGCCAGUUUUAGUAGAACUAUCCAAGUCAAGCAAGUUGGACAUGCUCUCUUGACCUUGUGCCCUCCCGGCAGUGACCACGCGGAAACCUACCUCAUUACUCUGCCCGCCUUGCAUAUCGAAAGCCUCAUCUACGGAGCACCCUUUGUCGAGCUGAGCAAAUCCAUAUAUAUCGUCUCGAGCACCGGACACAUCUCCAAGAUCGAUUUUUCCGGUAAGGGUUGGCUCUCUGGGAAAAAGAACAGCUUCACAGCGUCGUUGUGGAGAGAAGGUGAAGGUUCGGAGAAGAAUCCCCUGUAUACAGCGGACGGGCAGUGGUCGGACUCGUUCGUCAUACGAGAAGGCGACAGCAAGAGAGGGAGAGAGAUCGAGACCUUCAGGCCUUCAGGCAUCAAACUGUCCAAGCUGAAUGUUGCACCCAUCGAGGAGCAAGAUGUCUUUGAGAGUCGGAGGGCAUGGUCACGGGUUGCCCAGAGCAUUGAGAAGGGUGAAAUGGAUGCUGCCUCGCACUACAAGUCCAGAAUCGAGAAUGCUCAGCGGGCGCUGCGCAAGAAAGAGCAGGAGGAAAAGAGAAAUUGGGAACGUGUGUUUUUCUCCCCUGCGGAUCCCGAGGACAGAUUGGAACGGACAUUCGACGACUUAGUCAAGGUGGUGACCAAUUUCGGUCUCAAUAGCUGGGAAGGUGUCGCGCCCGAUAAAACUGCUGGAAUAUGGAGGUACAGCGAGGAGAAAGCUGCCAAGGCAAAGAAACCGUUCCACAAGGAGGGACUGCUGGCUCUGGGGGAGAAUUCGGAUGGAACUUCGGCACCAGUAAGUCGGGUCCCGACAAACCAGACCACACAACAGGCGAAUUGA